UUCCCCGAACGCCGAAGCAAUCAAAGCGCCGAAUCCGCGCCCACCAACAGCCGACGCGACAACAGCGCGCCGACUGGGCAAAGAAGGAACCCCGCGCGAGGGUCGCCUGCGCGAGGGUUCGAGCCCCAAAGCAGUUUCUGACAGGAGGGCCGAGAUAUCGACACAGACCAGCUCCCGCGUCUGCGAAAGAUGCGUGCAGCAAGCCGGACUUCGGCACACGUGAGUUCCGUGCCGGUUCUAGGAUACUACUUGAACAAUUGCGCGCUAGCUUCCACCUGUCUUGGAGCCCGGCGUAUACGGUGAGGAUAAGGAAUCCUCCAGGGUCUGAAGCCUGCUGGGCACACUCCUUCACAAGCGCCCCCUCCGUGCCCGGAUAUCAGAGCACCUAUAAGAGAGAUACACACAUCGAGUGGAGACGCCUAGCGCGCUACAAGCGUGCCAACAAACCAGCAACGGAACGACAUGGCAUCUCAGGUCGGGGGCAUUGUGAACACGCUGGCCACCGGCACCUCGAAGACUGCGCUGAGCCGCUCGUCCCGCGAAGAGCUGCCUACGAAGGCCGUGAAACUACGGUCAAUGCGGUGCCAGCCGUCCGAGCAGUCUGGUGGCGCCGACGUGGGGGGUGGCCGUCGUGGUGGCGGGCGCCAGAGUGACUAGGGCCGUCGUGUUGGCGCAUCUUGCGCACUUGUAAGCAAGCGCAACGCUUGCUCUCGCCGAUGCGGGAAAAGCAGAAGAUGUCGAACUCGUUGCGGGCACAGCCAGAGGUCUCACCGUGCUUGCUGUGAAUUGUGGCCACACCAACACUCCUGCUCCCACUGCCGGCCAACAAAAACACUCAAAACCCUCACACUCGGCAGCACAGAAGUCGAAGUCGCCGAUGCCCGCGAACAUUUCAAACCUUGGAUCAUCCACAUCAUCCGCAAAGCAGCCCACGUAUUCGGCGUCAGAAGGAGAGGCUGCCUCGUACACGCAAUUCUCGUUGCCGCCGAUGUCCGCUGCCUCGCAGGCACAACCUGAGGCCUCGCCGUGCUUGCCGCAACUGUUCCCGCAGAAGCACUAUUGCUUCCCCUGCCUUCCGAAGAAGCUGAAGCCCUGGCACUGCUGCGCGCAGCAGUCGAAGCCCCUGCUCCUCUCUGUACUGGCAAGUCCCUGUCCUCGGCGCGGUCAGCAAGGCAACCGAGGAAGCGAGGGCCGGCUGCGGGUGCGACGUCGUCGAUCGGCCGGGGCCCCCGCUGCGCGGCGGGCUGCCGUCGCCACGGCCUGCGGGGCACUCGAGGCAGUGGAAGACAGCGAUGGGCGACUGGCAGGCGUCGCCACGCCGCAGCCAGCACACUCCUGAGGAACCUCGGCUCUGAUCUGCUGCGUGGCCUGAUCUGGCGGCAGCCCACCGCCGUCCGGACCCGCCAGCACGUCCGUCCGCGAGCCGCAGCUGCAGCAGCCCUGUCGCCGCAGCACGCCCGCUGGUCGCAGCAAGGCCUGUCCUCGCAGUCCUACCGGAUGGACAAAGUUCCGCGCGGAGAGCCGAAGGUGACAACCUCGCUCUGGCCAGACUCCAGCGACGAAGCUCGUGUGAAGCAACGCAGGACUCGGCGGGGCUCGCCUGAGCAAGCGGGGGACUGGAGGUAGAGCUACACCGGCUCUGGUUACCCCCCUUGGCACUGCUCGAUAUGUUCUGGACGCGCACCUGCAUGAUUACUGCACUUCAUUCGAAUGCAGCAUCCUUGCCGAUCAAAUUGUGCCAGCCAAGAAACAAGCCGUCGUCUAAGAAGCAAGUCUGAUCCCCACAGGCGGACACGCCAUCUGACUCCUUCACAGGAAACAUCACGGGCAACUUCGCUGAUGGAUUCAUAACUCCGAAGAGUACGUCGGCGAAGGCAUUGCCAGUUUCCUGUCUGCCCACAAACAAGCUCAAAACAACUGCAGCGUAUUCCCUGAAGUUCGUCAAGAUCGAGCCGGUGCUCGUCGUGAGAACCUCCAGCGGGACCUGCGUCUCGUUGGCGCUCCUGGAGGCGAGCUCCAUCAAGAACUCGUGCUGGUUGAGCUUCAGAGACACCCUGUCGUUAUCCUCGCCCGAUAUCCCACCGCCACACGCGAUUACGGAGUCAGGCUGGGAACGAGGGAUGGCCAUCCACGGAUUCUGUGAAGGAGCCGCCGAGCCGCGCCCCCUGGGCGUCGAGCUUCGAGGCCAAACCUUCGCGGAUUGAGGCAGUCCUUGGCGAAAACACGCGGCCCGAGCCACCAACAACACAAUAGUCACUCGGGCUCCAGAACAUGUUCUCUGGGCUUGCCUCCUGCUGAAGGUCGCAAGCAUGACCAAGCAAAACUACUCGGGAGACAUCACGAAGCGGAAGAAGGCAGCCGUCGUUCUUCAAUAGGACUAGAGAUGCCCCCGUGAACUCACGAGCUAGCUCGACCUUCUCUUCUGUUGUUACAUCGAUGUGAAGCGUUGAAUUGCAAGUGCUGUCCAAACCUGGGGGGCAUAUUUGCCAGUUCCAAGCUUGCGCGCUAAUCAUUCCAAGAAGGAUUCGUCGGAACCGUUCGUUCACCCUGUCCUCGCCAGAGCUCUGGAGAUCGUCCAUGUCAGGAAAAGGCGAGUUCCCAGAUGGAUUGCUUCCUGGCAUGACCUGACACACUCCGCUGAAAGUCCCUUUGACAUGUUCUUCACCGCCCACCAGUCAGACAUAACCCAGCCAGUGAAAUCCAUUCGAUCUUUGAGGUCGCCUUGCAACAGCCAAUUGUUUUCACAAGAGUGGUCUCCGUUCACCCCGGUGUAGGAGCACAUCACAGAGGCCAAGCAAGCCUCGACGCCCGCCUGAAAGGCAGGGUAGUGCACCUCCCAACGGACGCGCUCAGGAGCGACGUUGUUGUAGGUGCCGCGGUUCGUCUCCUGGGUGCUCAUGACAAAAAAGCUUUGCGACGCAAGCUAUGCCCUCGCCCUGCAUGCCGCCCACGUAUGCCUUCGAAUCCGCGGCGCCGAGGAAAUGGUCCUCACCGAUGAUGCUCUCCCUGUUCCGACCACCCCGCAUCACGCGCGCGAUGUCAACGCCCGGUCCGAGGACCACGUGGACACCCCGGGGCCCGGAACUCGGCGCCAAUCGCCCCCACGCGCAUCCCUGCCCAGGAGCGACUGGUCCCGCGCGGCGGCCAUGCUCAGACCAGAUGGCCACGAGGGCACGGUGCCAACGAACUCGGGCUCGAAGGUCCGAAACCCCUGGCCGGCGCCCUGCAUGUUCGUGGAGGGGAUGCUCAGCCUUGGCACACCGACAGCGGUGCCGGCAUAGAAGCCGUCCCUCGGCUCCCACACGUUCCAGCCCAAACCCAGGCCGAUCAUGAGCUGGGACUUCUCUUCUCAGCUCGUGUCCUCUGCCGGGAUCUCGGCGGCAGCGGUCGGAUCUGGGCCGUAGGCCUUGCACCACACGUCACCCUCUCUGCUCUGCACCGCCUCAGCAGCACCUGCACCAAGGCCAUUACGUCUGGUGUGCUCGGCUGCGGCAGUCUGAAGCAAGCGGGCGUCGUCAUCGGUGUCGCGGGUAUCCGCUGCAAGGGUGAACGAGAAAUUGCCGUGUUCGGCGGGACCUCGCCAGCAGCCAGUGGAUGUCUCCAAGGCCCAGGUCGCUCCCAGUCGCAAGGCAAGUAAGAGGAGGUUCAGCAUCGACAUGCCGGGCAAUUCGGCCAAGUCCCACACUUGAAUCAGAAUGGCUACGAGUGCCAAUUGGGCCUCAUUGGGGG
Molecule: messenger RNA, 3729 nt
Organism: Prorocentrum cordatum
Lineage: Eukaryota; Dinophyceae; Prorocentrales; Prorocentraceae
Source: the annotation of a GenBank genome assembly